Molecule: messenger RNA, 822 nt
Organism: Branchiostoma belcheri (Belcher's lancelet)
Lineage: Eukaryota; Metazoa; Chordata; Leptocardii; Amphioxiformes; Branchiostomatidae
Product: fibrinogen C domain-containing protein 1-A-like
Exons: 4
Coding region: 1-822 (273 amino acids)
Source: RefSeq, a predicted model, not a curated record
AUGGCUAAUUCGUUCCGUUUGUGGCCGCACGGACUGUUAGUCUGUGUAGUGCUCUCUUAUGUGCCGUCUGUGUCGACAGAAAUUUUCACCCCUCAAGACUGCGGAGAUCUCUUAGCAGAAGGGUUCCAAACCAGUAGGGAUUAUAUUGUCGGCUACCCCCAGCCAUUCCAUGUGUACUGUGACAUGGACACUGAUGCCGGCGGAUGGACGGUCAUACAGCGGCGACAGGACGGGUCCGUGCCGUUUGACAAGACUUGGACUGAGUACGAGCAGGAAUUUGGCAAUCCUACUGAAGAAUUCUGGGCGGGAUUGGGAACCAUACACGAUCUAACAACACAAAAGCAAAACGAGUUGUAUGUCUACUUGGAAGAUUGGGAAGGACACUCUCGACAUGCUCGGUACAGCGUGUUUUCUGUAGGAGGCGCAAGCGGCAACUACCAGGCAACUCUUAGCGGGUACACCGGGGAUGCUGGUGACGACUUGACUCUAGCUGACGAAAAUGGACGCCACAGCAUCGAUGGCAGAGAAUUUUCUACCAAAGACCAGGACAACGACGACAGCAGCAGCCACUGUGCAAGUACAUACGGACAAGGCGGAUGGUGGUACCCUGCAAGCUGUGGAUACGCCAUGUUAAACGGACAGUACCUGACGGCAUGUUCCGACACUUCUACCUGCGACAGUGCACAGGGUAUUACAUCGACGAAUGCAGCAGCAAUAGCAACAACUGUGCCCCCCAAGCGACAUGUACCAACACUGCAGGGUCCUUCAGCUGUACCUGUAAUACAGGCUACACUGGGGAUGGAGUUACGUGUACAGAUGUGA